AGGGCCGCCAUGGACUCUGCGUACGAGAUGGGCCACAUUCGCAAGCUGCAGGCACGGCACCUGCGGAUGCAGGAGAAGACUUUCACCAACUGGAUCAAUAACGUCUUCCAGCGCGGCCGGGUGGGCCUCAAGAUCCAGCACCUGUACACAGAGCUGGCCGACGGCACCCACCUACUGCGGCUGCUCGAGCUCAUCUCAGGCGAGGCCCUGCCACCCCCCAGCCGGGGCCGUCUGCGCGUGCACUUCCUGGAGAACAGCAGCCGGGCUCUGGCCUUCCUCAGGGCCAAGGUGCCCAUCCCCCUCAUUGGGCCGGAGAACAUCGUGGACGGAGACCAGACCUUCAUCCUGGGGCUCAUCUGGGUCAUCAUCCUGCGUUUCCAGAUUUCCCACAUCUCCCUGGACAGGGAGGAGCUCGGGGCCCAUGCAGCCCUGCUGUCUGCCAAGGAAGCUCUGCUGCUCUGGUGCCAGCGGAAGACCGCCUGCUAUGCCAACGUCGACAUCACCGACUUCUCCCGCAGCUGGAGCGACGGGCUGGGCUUCAGUGCCCUCAUCCACGCCCACAGGCCAGACCUGCUCGACUAUGGCUCCCUGCAUCCCGACCGACCACUGCACAACCUCGACCUUGCUUUCCGCGUGGCUGAGCAGGAGCUGGGCAUCGCUCAGCUGCUGGACCCCGAGGAUGUGGCGGGGCUGCAGCCGGACGAGCGCUCCAUCAUGACCUACGUCUCCCUCUACUACCACUGCUUCUGCCGCCUGCACCAGGGCCAGACUGUCCAGAAGAGGCUCUCGAAGGUCCUGCUUCACCUCCAGGAUACAGAGGCGCUGCAGGUGCAGUACGAGCGGCUGAUGGUGGACCUGCUGCACUGGAUUGCACAGAAGCAGGUGCAGCUGGAGGCGCGGGAUUUCCCAGACUCCCUGCCUGCCAUGCGCCAGCUCCUGGCGGCCUUUGCCUCCUUCCGCACCCAGGAGAAGCCACCUCGGCUGCAGCAGCGAGGGGCCACAGAGGCCCUGCUCUUCCGGCUGCAGACAACACUCCGAGCCCAGAGCCGCAGGCCCUUCCUGCCCCGCGAGGGCCUGGGCCCUGCGGAGCUUUCCCAGCACUGGGCCCGCCUGGAGCAGGCAGAGGCCUCGCAGAGCCAGGCCCUCCGUCAGAGACUCCUGCAGUUAAAGCGGCUGGAAACCCUGGCCCGGCGCUUCCAGCACAAGGCAGCCCUCCGGGAGAGCUUUCUGACAGACGCAGAGCAGGCGAUGGACCAGGCCACAGCCCUGCCCGCCAGCCCGGCCGCGCUGGAGGUGGCUGCCCAGAGGCUGGGCAUGCUGGAGGCCAGCGUGCUGUCCCAGGACGGGCGCUUCCAGGCACUGGCCGUGAUUGCGGACAUCCUCCAGCAGGAGCAGUACCACAGCCGGGCAGAUGUGGCUGCCAGGCAGCUGGAGAUCACUCGGCGCUGGGAGAGGCUCCUGCAGCGCCUCCAAGGGCAGAGGAAGGGGACAGAGGCCGCGCAGGCAGUGCUGAGCCUGCUGCAGGAGGUGGAGACUGCCUCCGGCCAGCUCAAGGAGCUGCAGGUGCUGGCCAGCUCCACAGCCUGUGGGGAACAGCUGGCAGAGGUCGUGGAGCUGCUGCAGAGGCAGGACCUGCUGGAGGCCCAGGUUGUGGCCCACGGAGCCCACGUGAGCCAUCUGGCCCACCAGACCACAGAGCUGAGCUCCUCUCCGGGGCCUGGUGUGGAGGUGCUGCAGGUCAAAGCCCAGGAGCUGACUCGGUUCCACCAGGGCCUGGGAUCUCUUGCCAGAGCCCGUCGGGCCUUGCUGGAGCAGGCCUUGCAGAGAGCGGAGUUCCUGCGAGACUGUGAGGAGGAGGAAGCCUGGCUGAGGGAACGCAGACGGCUGGUGGGAGAUGUGGCCCUGGGCCGGGAUCUUGGCCAGAUCACAGCCUCUCUGCAGAAACACAAGGCCCUGGAAGCCGAGCUCCGCGGCCACCAAGCUGUGUGCGCUGACCUCCAGCGGAGGGGACGGGACCUGGGUGCUCUCUGGCCUCCCACGAGGCCCGAUCCCCAGGAGCAGGCUGAGACAGUGCAGGACGCAUGGCAGCAGCUCCGGGCCCUGGCGGCUCGGCGGGGUGCGCGGCUACAGGCCGCCCUGCUCGUCGGACAGUACUUCGCAGACGCGGAGGAGGCGGCCUCGUGGCUGCAGGAGCAGCGGUCCACGCUGGAGACUGCAUCCUGUGGGUUAGACCUGGAGAGCGCGCAGGCCCUGCUGCUGCGCCACCUGCGGCUAGAGCGGGCGGUGCACGCCUUCGGGGCUGAGCUGCAGCAGCUGGACCAGCAGGCGCGGGUGGCUGCGGCCCACCUGUCGCUCACGGUGGUGUCUGCCCUGAGCUCCCCAAAGGAAGGCCCAGGGAGCCCAGGGGCCUGGCAUGAGGGUCCCUGCCAUUCCAGCACCCAGAAGAUGGUCCUCCCGGCUGAGCCUGACCCUGACCUUAACCCUAACACUGUACUCCAGACACAGGAUCGCGUGAGGCAGGAAUAUGAGGACCUGCGGGCCCUGGCAGAGCACCACAGGGCCCGGCUGGAGGAGGCGGUGGCCCUGUUUGGUUUCUGCGGCUCCUGUGUGGGGCUCCGGUCCUGGCUGGAGAAGCAGACAGCGCUGCUGCACACGCUGCAGCCCCAGGCUGACACCUUGGAGGCCGUGCAGCUCAAGUUGGAGAACUUCCUCUCCGCCCUGACUAUGGGAAGAGGCCACUGGGCAGAGGUCAGCAGCUCUGCUGAGAAGCUGAAGCAGAGAUUUCCUGGAGCCGCCCCCCAAAUCCAGCAACAACAGGAGGAACUGGGCUGGAGGUGGGGGCAGCUGGAGGCCCUGAAGAAAGAGAAGGAAAUGCAGCUGGUGCUCACCGCAGACGUGUGCCGUCUCCGGCAGGAGUGUGGGCCCGCACAGGUCCAGCUACAAGACAUGAUCCUCCAGCUGGAAGCCCUGGAGCUAGGGCAUUCAGAGGACAGCCACCGCAUCUUGCAGCUGGCCCAGCAGAAGAUGCCAGUGCUGGAGAGGACCGUCCGUUACCUGCAAACAGCGGCCAUAAAGGUCCAGGAGUCGGGCCCCACAGAGAGCCAGGCCCUGCACGGACAGGUGGAGGUGCUACAGGAGCUACUGGCGCAGAUGCAGCAGCAAGUGGCCCAACAGGCCGGGGCCCAGGCCCGGCAGCGCUUCCUGCAGGAGAGCCGGCGGUUGCUGCAGCAGGCAGAGGGGGUCCAGGCUCAGCUGCACAGUGAGGAGCAGGGGGUGGAUGUGGCCUCGGCCCAGCGGCUGCUGGCGGAGCACCAGGAUCUGCUGGAGGACGUCCACCUGCAGCAGGAGAGGAUGCAGCAGCUGGAGUCUCAGGGCCAGCCCAUGGCAGCCUUGGGCUCCCUGGACACCCAGGAGGUGACCAGUGUUCUGAGGCUCCUGGGCCAACAACGCCUGGGCCUGAAGGCUGCCUGGGAGCAGAGACAGCAGUGCCUGCAGGAGGGACUGGAGCUUCAGAAGUUUGGCCGAGAAGUGGAUGUUUUCUCUGCCAGCUGUGCCAACUACGAGGCCUUCCUGCAGCUGGACAGCCUCGGGGAGGAUGUAGGGGAGGCCCAGAGCCUGCUGCAGCAGCACCAGGAGUUCGGGCAGCUCCUGGGCAUCCUGGGCCCUCGCACAGAGGCUCUGUGGUCACGUGGCAAGGAGCUGGCCCAGAGUGAACACCCUGCUGCACCCAAAGUUAGAGAGCAGCUGCAGAGCAUGCAGGCCCAGUGGACCAGGGUCCAGGAGAAGAGUGAUCAGAGGAGGAGGCAGCUGCUGGCUUCCCUCCAGCUCCAGGAAUGGAAACAGACUGUGGCUGAACUGAUGCUGUGGAUGGAGGAGAAGGGGCUGAUGGUGGUGGAUGAGCCCUCUCCGGAGCCCAGCAACAUCCUGCGGAAACUCAAGUGGCACGAAAAGGCUGAGCGCGAGCUGCGGGCCGCCCGUGGGCACGUGGAGGGCCUGCAGCAGGUGGGGCCUGCACGGAGGCUCCGUGCCCAGGAGGACGUGCAGGCCAGGCUUCGGGGCCUGAGCAGCAAGUGGGAAGAGCUGAACCGCAAGACGGCAGCGCAAGGGGAGCAGCUCCGGCAGCAGGACCAGCUCCUGCGGCUGCUACAGGACGCCAAGGUGAAGGCAGAACAUCUGGAGGGCGCUCUGCAGAGGGCGGAAAUGGGGCAGGACCUGAGCUCCAGCAGGAGGCUGCAGAAACAGCACCGCCAGCUGGAGGGCGAGAGCCAGGCCCUGGCCGGCUACAUGGCCGCCCUCGUCUCCCAGGCCCACCAGGUGGCCAACUCCGAGCCCCUCACGGAGGAGACCCAAAAGUACCUCCAGAGGUUAAAGUCCCUGCAGGGACAGCUGGCCACCAGGCUCCUGCAGCUCCAGGCCUCGGCUGAGCUGCACCAGUUCUACAACCUGACCACGACAGAGCUCACGUGGGUGGCCGAGCACAUGCCCAGCGCAAGCCCCGCCAGCUGCACCAAGUGCUGGGACGGUGCCCGGAGCCUCCGCCGCAUGCAUGUGAAUCUCCGAGCGGAGGUGGAAGCCCACCGGGGACGGGUGCUGCAGGUGUUGGGCUCCGGACGGAGCCUCGCAGCCUCAGGGCACCCCCGAGCUCAGCACAUGGCGGAGCAGUGCCAGGAGCUGGAAGGCCGCUGGGCAGAGCUGGAGCGGGCGUGCAAGGCACAAGCCCAGUGCCUGCAGCGGGCUGUCGCUCUCCAGCAGCACUUUCUGGAUUUGUCAGAGCUUGAGGACAGGGUGGCGGAGAAGUGGCCACUGGUGAGGAGUCAGGACUGCGGCGGGGAUGAGGCCACCACCGCGAGGCUCAUCAAGAAGCACCAGGCCCUGCAGCAGGAGCUGGCCCUGUGCUGGAGCACCAUGGAGAAGCUUGACCAGAGGGCCCAGGUCCUCGGCGACCCCGAGGCCCCUGAGCAGCUGGGUGUGGUGCAGGAGAGGGUCCGGGAGCAGCUUCGGGCACUGCAGGAGUUGGCAGCCACACGGGACCGGGAGCUGGAGGGGACCCUGAGGCUACAUGAGUUCACAAGGGAAGCCGAGGCGCUGCAGAGCUGGCUGGCCAGCCAGAUGCAGGUGGCCAGGGGCGGAGAGGGCCUUGGAGAAGAAGACCACGAGGGUGUCCUGCGCCUCUGCACCACGUUUGCCAAGUUUCAGCACCAAGUAGAGAUGGGCCGCCAGCGGGUGGUCACCUGCCAGCAACUGGCGGCAAGCCUGCUGGAGUGUGGCCACAGCACCGCCCCCCGGGCCCAGCAGACACUGCAGGGUCUGCGGGCUGCCUGGACGGAGCUGUGGGGGCUGACCCAGGCCCGGGGCCAGCUGCUCCAAGAUGUGGAGAUCACCCUCAAAGUUCACAGAGAUUUGGCGGAAACCCUCACCCAGGUCCAGGAGAAAACCACAGGCCUCCCCAGUGAUGUGGCCCCGGACCUCCGGGGGUUGGAGGCCCAGCUGAGGAGACAUGAGGGGCUGGAGCACGAACUCGUGGGCAUUGAGCGGCAGCUGCAGGAACUGCUGGAGGCUGCAGGCAGGGCACAGCAGCGGGGGCCAGGGCCUCAGGCCCAGGCAGUGCAGCAGAGGCAGCAGGCUCUGGUUCAGGCCUGGGAGGCCCUGAAGCUACGCGUGGAGCAGCGCAGGGCGCAGCUGGAGCAGGCAUGCCUCCUGGCCCGUUUCCACGCAGAGGUGCAAAGCUACACGUCCUGGGCAGACAGUGUGUGGCAGGAGCUGCAGGUGGCGGAGAGCUCCCAGGAGGCCAGCAGUGGCCCCAUAAAGCUCGACGCCCACCAACCACUUCGGGCAGAGCUAGAGGCCCAGGAGGAGCUGUACCAGCGGGCCGCCCAGAGGGGCCAGCAGGCACUUCUGGACGCGGGGGCACCCGUCAAGGAGGUCCGGGAAGGGCUGCGGGCCCUGCAGGACCUGCGGAGGCAGCUGUUCCAGGCCUGGGGGCAAAACCAGGAGAGGCUGCAGGCCACGCACCAGGAGCAGCUCUUCCUCAGGAAGUGUGGCCGCCUGGACAAGAUCCUCACGGCCCAGGAGGUGUCCCUGAGCACCAGUGCCCUGGGGAGCUCGGCGGAAGAGGUGGAGCGGCUGAUCCACAAGCACGAGAUCUUCCAGAAGGUGCUGACUGCCCAGGAUGAGAAGGAGGCAGCUCUGUGUGAGCUGGCAGAGACCCUCCGGGGCCCCAGGGUGCAGCUCCAGCUCCACGCAGUGCUGGAGCGCCGGGCCCGAGUGAAGGAACUGGCUGAGACCCGGAGACAGGCUCUGCAGGCCUCCCUACGGAUGGCUGGCUUCACCAGGGUCGCGACACAGGCCGAGGACUGGAUCCAGGAGCGGGUUCGGCGACUGGGAGAGCCGCUCCCUCCUGGGGACCUGAAAGGUGAGCUGAGGCACCUGUGGAAACACCAGGCCUUCCAGGCGGAGGUCCAGGCCCAUGAGGAGGUCGUAAUUUCUGCCAUCAAGGAGGGAGAGACUCUCCUGGCCCAGAGCCACCCUCAGGCAGGAGAAGUCUCCCAGAGGCUGCGGGUGCUGCAGGGGCACUGGGAGAAGCUGAGGCAGGCAGUGGCCCUCCGGGGCCAGGACCUAGAGGACAGGCAGAGCUUCCUGGAGUUCCUGCAGAGAGCAGACCUUUGUGAGGCCUGGAUCCAGGAGAUGGAGGUGACAGUGAACACUGGGGACCUGGGACAGAACCUCGAGCACUGUCUGCACCUCCUCAAAUGGCUCCGGGGCUUCCGAGGAGUCUGCACUGGGGACACAGUGGGUGACACCCGCAUCAGGGGCAUCAAUGACUCGUCCCUGCAUCUCAAGAACCGGGACCCCAAGCAAGUCAGAGCUAUCAGCCAGCGGCGACACCAGCUCAACAGCAGGUGGCACAGUUUCCACGGCAACCUGCUCCGGUACCAAUGGCAGCUUGAAGGUGCCCUGGAGAUACACACACUGUCCCGUGAACUGGACAUCGUCACGGAGCAGGUCAGGGAGAAGGCGGCCCGGGUCUGGGCCCUGGACUGCGGGAAGGAUCUGGAGAGUGUGCAGAGGCUGCUGUGGAGGCACGAGGUGCUGGAGCAGGAAGUGGGCCUCGUCCGGGCCCAGGUGGAGUCCCUAGACAGCAAGGUGGGCCGCCUCUGCCAGAGAAGCCCCCAGGCUGCCCACAGCCUGAGCUGCAAGCAGCAGGAGAUGGUGGACAGCUGGACGCAGCUCCGGAGCAGGGUCCAGAAGCGGAGGGAGUCGCUGGACGCCUCCCACCAAGCUCAGAAGCUGCGGGCCACGCUGCUGGAGCUGCGGGCCUGGGCCCAGGGGCUGCGGGCCAAGAUGGACUCCCGGAGCGCCCACAGCCCUGCAGAGGCCCGGCACAUGUUGGAGGAGCACCAGGAGCGCAGGGCUGAGCUGGACUCCCGGACAGACAGCAUAAGCCUGGCCCGGAGCGCGGGGCAGCGGCUGCUGGCAGCUGGGCACCUGUCCGACCCUGACCUCCAAGAGGCCCUGGCUGACUUAGACCAGGAGCUGAAUGGCCUGGAAGGGACCUGGCAGAAGCACCAGCUUCAGCUGCAGCAGGCUUUGGAGCUACAGGCACUGCUGAGCUCUGCGGAGCAGGUGGAGCAUUGGCUCUGCAGCCAGGAAGCGUGCCCGGCCAGCGAGGCUUUGGGGGACCCCUUGGCCAACAUGGAGACCCUCCUGUGGAAGCACAAGGCACUGGAGCGGGGCCUGGAGGCACAGGCAGCAAAGAUCAGUGCGCUAGAAGCCGCAGCCCACAGCCUGCACCGGGCUGGGUGCCCUGAGGCCCUGAGCACCCUGGGCCGGUGCCAGGCCAUGCUCCUCAGGAAGGAGGCCCUCUUGGAGCGAGCCCGGACCUGGCGCCACCGACUGCAGGAGCUCCAGCAGCUGCAGCCUUUCCUGCAGGAUGCCCAUGAGGUGGCCGCAUGGCUCAGAGAGAAGAACCUGGUGGCCCUGGAGGAGGGCCCGGGGGACCCUGCCAUGCUGCAGGCACAGCUGCGGGAGCAGCAGACUCUCCAGGCCGAGCUGCACGCCGGCGUGCGCCAACAGCAGAGGCUGCAGCUGGAGGGGCAGAGGCUGCUGCAGGGGGGCCACCCUGCCUCGGAGACCAUCCAGGAGUGCUUGCGGGAACUGGGAGACCUCUGGGACGAGCUGCAGGCCAACUGCCAGAGGAAGGCCGCCAAGCUGCAGGAGGCCUGUGAGGCCCUGCGUCUGCGGAGGAGUAUGGAGGAACUAGAGAGCUGGCUGGAGCCUGUGGAGGUCGAGCUGAGCGCUCCCACCAGGGACCAGGACCAGCCUGGCCUGGAGGAGCUCCUGGGGGCUCAGGGAGAGUGGGAGGCGGCGGUGGGCCGGCAGGCCAGGCAGGCUCGGGUGCUACUGGGCCAGGCCCAGGCCUUCACACAGGAAGGCCGCUGCCUCGCCCGAGGUGUGGAAGAACAGGCCAGGCUGCUGCUUCAGAGGUUCGAGAGCCUGCAGGAGCCCCUGCGGGAGCGCAGGAUGGCCCUGGAGGCCCAGAGCCUGCUCCGGCAGUUCCGCAGAGAUGCCGAAGAGGAGAUGGCCUGGGUGCUGGAGAAGCUGCCCCUGGUAGACACCCAGGAUGACACCGGCCAGAGCCUGAGCACCCUGUGGCGCCUGCAGGAGCAGCACCAGAACCUGGAGCGUGAGAUGAACAGCCACGAGGCGCUGAUCCAGGCCGUGGUGGGCACAGGGCGCAAGCUGGUGCAGGCCGGGCACUUUGCUGCCCAUGACGUGGCUGCCCAGGUGCAGUGGCUGGAGGACGCCAUGGGCCGCCUGCGGGCAGGGGCGGCACAGCGGCGGCAGCGGCUGCAGCAGGCUCGGGAAGCCCAGCAGUUCCUGAUGGAGCUCCUGGAGGCAGAAUCCUGGCUGGCAGAACAGGACUGUGUCCUGGACACCGAGGACAUGGGCCAGAGUGCCGAGGCCACCCAGGCCUUUCUGCGGCGGCUGGAGGCCACCAGGAGAGACCUGGAGGGAUUCGGCAGACGCAUGGAGAGACUUCAGCAGACAGCAGCCCUGCUGGAGAGCAGGCAGAACCCAGAAAGCCCCAAGGUGCUGGCCCAGACGCGGGCUGUGAGGGAGGCACACUCGGGACUGCUGCGGAGAGCGGACGGCAGGGGGCAACGCCUACGGGAGCAGCUGCAGCUCCACCAGCUGGAGCGAGAGGCCCUGCUCCUCGAUGCCUGGCUGGCCAGCAAGGCGGCCGUUGCUGAGUCUCAGGACUAUGGACAGGACCUAGAGGCCAUCACGGUGCUGGAAGAGAAGUUCAGUGCCUUCAGAGAGGAAGUCCGGGGCCUGGGGCAGGCCAGGGUGCAGGCCCUGAGGGAGCUGGCCGGCAGCCUGGAACAUGCAGCACCCAGGUGCUGUCCCCUGAUUCAAGUCCAGAGGAGUCGCAUAGAGGCUGCAUGGGAGAGGCUGGACAGGGCAAUAAAAGCCCGCACAGAGAACCUGGCUGCGGCCCGUGAGGUCUGUGGCCUCCAGCAGGCAGUGGCUGAGCUCCGACGCUGGGUGCAGGAGAAGACCAACCUGAUGUCAGGAGACACCUGUGAGCCCAGCCUGUCAUCAGUGCAGGCCCGGCAGCAGCAGCACAGGCGCCUGGAGAGGGAAUUGGCAGCUGUGGAGAAGCAGGUGGCCCAGGUGCGGACGGAGGCCUGCCGACUGGGCCUGCUGCAACCUUCCAUUCAGGAAAGCCUGGCCCAGCAGCUGGCCGAGGUGCAGGAGGCCUGGGCCAGGCUGGCUGUGAUGGCCCAGGAGCGGGGCCGGCAGCUGCAGCAGGCUGCCCAGGGCCACACCUUCCUCGGACGCUGUCGAGAACUGCUAGCAUGGGCUCAGGAGAAGCAGGGGCUCGUGUCCUCAGCGGAGCCGGCUGUGGACCUGGCAGGGGCCGAGCGGCUCCUGGAGCAGCACGAGGAGCUGGGGCGAGAGAUCAAGGAGCACUGCCUCCAAGCCCAGGACGUGCAGCAGGAGGGGCGGCAGCUGGUAGACGACGGCCACUUCAUGUUCCUGGAGGUGACAGAGUGUCUGCAGGAGCUGGAAAGGCAGCUGCGGGCCCUGGAAGAGGCCUGGGCCCUGCAACGCAGACGCUGCCGGGAGAGCUGGGACCUGCAGAGACUGCAGCAGGGGCUGGAGCAGGCUGAGGCCUGGCUGGCCUCCCGGGAGGAUCUCCUGCUGGACCCCAACUGCGGGCACUCGGUGUCUGACGUGGAGCUGCUGCUCCGUAGACACCAGGACUUAGAAAAGCUGCUGGCGGCCCAGGAGGAGAAGUUUGUCCAACUGCAGAGGAAGGCAGGGAUGGAACUGAAGCUCCUACAACAGGUAAAGGGGCUAAAACAGGGAAGAGCUGGCCAUGGGCUAACCCCCCCACCCCAGUACAGGUCCCUUGGGAGCUGGUGGCCAGGCGCACAGCUGGCUGAGCCAGGGGACCUGCAGCCAGAUGUGAGGGGCACCCCUACCAUGGAGGGGCCUGUGGAGCUUAAGCAGUAGCUCCUGCCUGAGGGUAGGCAGACCAUGGCUUCCACAGCCACCCUUCACUUUGUGGGAGCCCCCUUGGAGAGGCCAAGGGACCGCUGUGACCGGAAACUUACUCCCUCCUCACGGCGGGGACCCCAGGGGCUGGAGCCAGGGGUGCCCGUGGGAGGCAGGGAGUUUGACCCAUGGCUGUCUGGGUGCAGGCUGAGCAGCGGGGCAGAGACCCCCUUUGCAGCAGCGUCUAAGGGGCAGGCUGAACGCUGGCACGGAGCCCUGGGCAGCAUGGCAGUUCUGGAGACUGGGAAGUCCAAGGCGAAGGAACGGACAGACUGGGCGCCUGGGGAGGCCCACAGUCUAAGCCCAGAGCUCACAGCCAGACCGCUGGACCCCCUGGCUGAGCGUGCUGCUGAGGAGGUGCCCGGCAUGGCCACUCCGCUGAGAUUCCAUGGCUGCCCCCUGCCCUCCUCGCCCUCCUCGCCGGGGGAGACGCAUGGGUGCAUGGACGGCCACCCACAGCCCCUGGAGCUCCCGCAGACAGCCGGCCCUGAGGAGGACGCUGUGUCAGGCUCCCAGCACCGCUCCUGCUCAGGCCAGAGCUGA
Molecule: messenger RNA, 11106 nt
Organism: Phyllostomus discolor (pale spear-nosed bat)
Lineage: Eukaryota; Metazoa; Chordata; Mammalia; Chiroptera; Phyllostomidae
Gene: SPTBN5
Product: spectrin beta, non-erythrocytic 5
Biological process (GO): actin cytoskeleton organization
Cellular component (GO): cortical actin cytoskeleton; cell projection; plasma membrane
Molecular function (GO): actin filament binding
Source: RefSeq, a predicted model, not a curated record